AUGUCAAAUACCGGGAUUGUCUUGGCGCUGGUGGUAUGUGCUCAGGCGUCGCGGAUGGUCGAGCUGAGCAUCCAAGGGACAAGGAAGAAAGCCUGGUCUAUAUACACUAGCUCCUGGAAUCGAGACUUUAUAAUAAUGUCCUUUCACAUGCCAGUCAUUGUAGUAGAGCCUCGAUGUUUUUACGCGUUCUUUCGCUGGUCACGUGCUCCACGGAACAGCACCCCUCUGCUCUGCUCUGCUCUGGACGGAUGGGCUGAUGUUCUCAAGCUCCCGCCAACGGAAGAUCAAGCCAUGCCGGUGCUCUUCCCGGGCCGCGGUUCCAUGCAGCUCUCGCAGAUCUUGACACAGGAGCUCUCAACAUCCACAUAUGAUCGAGAAAGGGACAGCGCUUAA
This is a messenger RNA of Morchella sextelata, 393 nucleotides long. RefSeq lists its product as uncharacterized. The record is from RefSeq and is a predicted model, not a curated record. Lineage: Eukaryota; Fungi; Ascomycota; Pezizomycetes; Pezizales; Morchellaceae. Bases 1 to 393 code for a protein of 130 amino acids. The transcript has a single exon.